This is a messenger RNA of Sphenostylis stenocarpa, 678 nucleotides long. The record is from the annotation of a GenBank genome assembly. NCBI's taxonomy places the organism in Eukaryota, Viridiplantae, Streptophyta, Magnoliopsida, Fabales, Fabaceae.
AUGAAUAAGUGGGUGAUUAGAGAGGAUAGGGAGUUUUUGUUUAUUGAGACUUGCAUCCCUGCAUUGGUUGGACCAGUGUACACCUUCAAACAAUCCACUAACGGACACUCGGACGGCGUUGCCGCUUCGAAGCUAACGCCGAAGGGGCGACGAUAUCGGUGCUCGGCUGCGAUGCAGUUGCUGCAGCCGGCGGAGCCGUUUCCUCUGCGGCGUCCAGUGCGGAGGGGAUUGGAGGGUCCGGCGGUGGGGGAUUGGUUUCGGGCACUUCCGCCAUUGUGGUCACAGUGGCAGUGGCGGAGUGAGCAGGAUAAGGGAGACGGGGAGUUUUCUGGUGCGGUAGGGUGCAAGGGUACAAUUACCUCUAAGAUUUUGCGCCGUUGGAUAGUUAUUAUGCGGUUUUUGUCUCCCUUUGACAUAUCAUCUAUUGUCCCUCUUGUUAUCCCUGCUCUUGUUCCACUUUCAUCUUUUUCUCAAAAUGACCUAGUGGUGCAUCAAGAUGAUCAUGCGGAGCUACCAACCAUAGAGGCCAUGCCAUACUCUUUCUCGGUGACAUCUUUAUUGGAUCUUUGCCUUCCUCUAACAUUGAUUGGCCAACUGCUCUCUGAAAAGAUUAAUGCCUCUUCUUCCGAGGAUGGGCUAAACUUUUAUGAUUCUGGUCAUCGCUUUGAGCAUUCAUAA